Alligator sinensis (Chinese alligator) is the source of this 951-nucleotide messenger RNA. RefSeq names its product olfactory receptor 12-like. Gene Ontology annotation, cellular component: membrane. Gene Ontology annotation, molecular function: odorant binding; G protein-coupled receptor activity; olfactory receptor activity. Gene Ontology annotation, biological process: G protein-coupled receptor signaling pathway; sensory perception of smell. The coding region runs from base 1 to 951 and encodes 316 amino acids. NCBI's taxonomy places the organism in Eukaryota, Metazoa, Chordata, Crocodylia, Alligatoridae. The transcript has a single exon. The record is from RefSeq and is a predicted model, not a curated record.
AUGGAGUCUAUGGGGCAGCAGAACCACACAGCACUGACAGAAUUCAUCCUGCUGGGAUUCGGGAGUGGACCUGGGACCCAGGUGCUUCCCUUUGUGGUGUUCCUUGUGAUUUACAUGGCCACCGUGCUAGGGAACACUAUCAUGAUUCUCAUCAUUCGAACUGACCCUCAUCCUCACACCCCCAUGUAUUUCUUCCUCAUGAACCUGUCCCUUUCAGACCUCUGCUACUCCUCAACCAUUGCCCCCAAAGCCAUGGCCACCUUCCUACAAGACAGCAAAACCAUUUCCUACAAUGGAUGUGCUGCACAGUUGUUCUUUUUUGGGUUUUUUUGCAACACAGAAGCCUUUAUUCUGGCAGCAAUGGCGUAUGAUCGAUACAUAGCCAUCUGUAACCCACUCCUCUACCCUGUCACCAUGUCCAAAAGGGUCUGUGUUCAGCUCAUUGUGGGCUCCAAUAUCUGGAGCAGCACCAAAUCUAUAGUGCAAACCAGCUUCACCUUUGCACUCAGCUACUGUGGGCCUAAAGAGAUCAACCAUGUUUUCUGUGACAUCCCCCCCUUGCUAAACCUGUCCUGCACCAGUGACAUUCACACCAAUGAAAUGGUGCUGGUUAUUAUAUCUGGCCUCAUCAUAGUGAUCACCUCAGGAAUCAUUCUCAUCUCUUACACCUACAUCAUCUAUGCUAUUCUCAGAAUUCACUCGGCCAAGGGCAGGCUCAGGACUUUAUCCACCUGCUCCUCCCACGUGGUGGCUGUGGCUUUAUUUUUUGGGACCGUUUCCUUUAUGAAUGCCCAGCCAGGUUCUCUGUCUUGCCCCCAUCAGAGCAAGGUGGUGUCGGUGCUCUAUACCCUUGUCAUCCCCAUGUUGAAUCCUUUCACCUGCAGCCUCAGGAACAAAGAUGUGAAAGAUGCAUUGAGGAGGACCAUAGGUAGGAUAAUGAUUUCAAAGUAA